Molecule: messenger RNA, 2034 nt
Organism: Anastrepha obliqua
Lineage: Eukaryota; Metazoa; Arthropoda; Insecta; Diptera; Tephritidae
Gene: blw
Product: ATP synthase subunit alpha, mitochondrial
Exons: 4
Coding region: 155-1813 (552 amino acids)
Biological process (GO): proton transmembrane transport; proton motive force-driven ATP synthesis
Molecular function (GO): proton-transporting ATP synthase activity, rotational mechanism; ADP binding; ATP binding
Source: RefSeq, a predicted model, not a curated record
AACGUCGGCAAUUCGUACCACUUUGCUAAUAGAGUGAACGUGAAAUCGGCAGCCAUCAGCUAACCAUCUUUAGGAAAUUAAGGCGAGAGAAUUGUCGUUGGUGCAAAGUUAUUUUUUUAUCCAAGUGGAGAAAUUAGAGGAAAAUUAAAAUAAGAUGUCGAUGAUUUCUGCACGUUUGGCCUCGUCUGUGGCACGUAGUUUGCCAAAAGCUGCUACACAGGUUGCCUGCAAAGCAGCUUACCCAGCUGCUUCCUUGGCUGCACGUAAACUUCAUGUCUCGGCCACUCAGCGUAGCGCCGAGAUCUCUUCCAUUUUGGAGGAACGCAUCUUGGGUGUUGCCCCCAAGGCCGAUUUGGAAGAGACCGGUCGUGUGUUGAGCAUUGGUGAUGGUAUUGCUCGCGUCUAUGGCUUGAACAACAUCCAAGCCGAUGAGAUGGUGGAAUUUUCUUCCGGUCUGAAGGGUAUGGCUCUGAAUUUGGAACCCGACAACGUUGGUGUUGUCGUCUUCGGUAACGACAAACUGAUUAAACAAGGUGAUAUUGUCAAACGUACCGGCGCUAUUGUCGAUGUGCCAGUCGGUGAUCAACUUUUGGGCCGCGUUGUUGACGCUUUGGGUAACACCAUUGACGGUAAGGGACCCGUUAACACCAAGGACCGUUUCCGUGUUGGUAUUAAGGCCCCUGGCAUCAUUCCCCGUGUAUCUGUACGCGAACCUAUGCAGACUGGUAUUAAAGCCGUCGAUUCUUUGGUACCAAUUGGUCGUGGUCAACGUGAGUUGAUCAUUGGUGACAGACAGACUGGCAAAACUGCUUUGGCCAUCGAUACCAUCAUCAACCAGCAACGCUUCAAUGACGGUCAAGAUGAGAGCAAGAAAUUGUAUUGUAUCUACGUUGCCAUUGGUCAGAAGCGUUCGACAGUCGCCCAGAUCGUGAAACGUUUAACCGAUGCUGGUGCCAUGAAGUACUCCAUCAUUGUGUCAGCUACUGCUUCCGAUGCCGCCCCUCUGCAGUACUUGGCUCCUUACUCUGGCUGCGCCAUGGGUGAAUACUUCCGUGACAAGGGCAAACACGCUCUAAUCAUCUACGACGAUUUGUCAAAACAGGCUGUUGCCUACCGUCAAAUGUCACUGUUGCUGCGUCGUCCCCCAGGUCGUGAGGCCUACCCUGGUGAUGUGUUCUACUUGCACUCCCGUCUAUUGGAGCGUGCUGCCAAAAUGUCGCCCGCUAUGGGUGGUGGCUCCUUGACUGCUUUGCCCGUCAUUGAGACACAGGCUGGUGAUGUGUCUGCUUACAUUCCAACCAAUGUCAUCUCUAUCACUGACGGUCAGAUUUUCUUGGAAACUGAGUUGUUCUACAAGGGUAUCCGCCCAGCCAUUAACGUAGGUUUGUCUGUAUCGCGUGUCGGUUCAGCUGCCCAGACAAAGGCCAUGAAACAGGUCGCUGGUUCCAUGAAGCUGGAAUUGGCUCAGUACCGUGAAGUAGCUGCUUUCGCUCAAUUCGGCUCUGACUUGGAUGCCGCAACUCAACAACUGUUGAACCGUGGUGUACGUCUAACUGAAUUGUUAAAACAAGGUCAAUAUGUGCCCAUGUCCAUUGAAGAUCAAGUUGCUGUCAUCUACUGCGGUGUGCGCGGUUACUUGGACAAGAUGGAUCCCGCCAAGAUCACCAAGUUCGAAAAGGAAUUCUUACAACACAUUAAGACCAACGAACAAGGACUGCUCGCCCAAAUCGCGAAGGAUGGUCAAAUCUCUGAGGCCUCUGAUGCCAAACUGAAGGAUGUUGUCACGAAAUUCUUGUCAACCUUCCAGGCUUAAGUGAUGAUUAUGCUGGACAAAGCCUAACUGAAUUAGUACAGUAGCGACAACACAAACAGCUACAUUACUUAAUGGUUACGCGAACAAUACCAACUAAAAAUGCAAAUGCAGGUUGCAUCUAAAAACACUUACCAUAAACUAUACACUACAAACAUUAAGAUACAAAACAAGAUAAUUCGAAGAAAAAACGAAAUUAAAUAAUUACAAAAAAUAGAAAAAUA